Messenger RNA from Panicum hallii, 1706 nucleotides. Its product is annotated as serine/threonine-protein kinase RIPK-like. The coding region runs from base 193 to 1380 and encodes 395 amino acids. NCBI's taxonomy places the organism in Eukaryota, Viridiplantae, Streptophyta, Magnoliopsida, Poales, Poaceae. Gene Ontology annotation, molecular function: protein kinase activity; ATP binding. The transcript has 5 exons. The record is from RefSeq and is a predicted model, not a curated record. Gene Ontology annotation, biological process: protein phosphorylation.
UCCGCUUCUCGCCAGGAUUAAGCGAUUAACCCACCCAGCAAGCAAGCCGACGAGCGCCACCACGCACCAGGCACGCACGCGCCACCGCCCCGUAUAUAUACCUCGAUGCGUCCAGCCAAAGCAGCCGGUGAGGGCGCGCGGUGAAGAACCCAGCCGAGGCCGACCACGAGCGAGAGCGGACGCGCGCGCGGCAUGGCGAGGGCGGGGUGGGGCUCGCUCUUCGGCUGCUUCGGCUCCUCCUCCCACGGCGGCGGCGGCGGCGCGAAGAAGAAGGGCGGGAAGAAGAAGAAGAGCAAGAAGCCCAAGGUGGCGGCGGCGGCGGGCGGCGGCGGCAGCGGGAAGCCGCGGCUGCAGAGCCGGCUGUCGUUCACGGAGCUGAGCGGGAUGGUGUCGCCCGAGGACCUCUCGCUCUCGCUCGUGGGCUCCAACCUCCACGUCUUCACCAUCGCCGAGCUGCGCGCCGUCACCCGGGACUUCUCCAUGACCAACUUCAUCGGCGAGGGCGGCUUCGGCCCCGUCUACAAGGGCUACGUCGACGACAAGACCAAGCCAGGACUCCGCGCGCUGCCCGUCGCCGUCAAGCUGCUCGACCUCGAGGGCGGCCAGGGACACACCGAAUGGCUGACCGAAGUCAUCUGCCUGGGGCAGCUGCGGCACCCUCACCUCGUGAAGCUGAUCGGCUACUGCUACGAGGACGAGCACCGGCUGCUUGUCUACGAGUUCAUGACCAGGGGCAGCCUGGAGAAACAUCUGUUCAAAAAAUACGCGGCGUCGCUGCCAUGGUCAACACGGCUGAAGAUCGCCAUUGGCGCUGCCAAAGGGUUGGCCUUCCUCCAUGAAGCCGAGAAGCCGGUCAUCUACCGGGACUUCAAGACCUCCAACAUCCUGCUCGACUCGGAUUUCAAAGCCAAGCUGUCCGAUUUUGGUCUCGCCAAGGACGGGCCGGAAGACGACGAGACCCACGUCUCGACACGAGUCAUGGGCACGCAGGGCUACGCCGCGCCGGAGUACAUCAUGACCGGCACGCCACCUGACGGCGAAGAGCGACGUGUACGGCUACGGCGUGGUGCUGCUGGAGCUGCUGACGGGGCGCCGGUCGGUGGACAAGAGCCGGCCGCCGCGGGAGCAGAACCUGGUGGAGUGGGCGCGGCCGUACCUGACGGACGCGCGCCGCCUGGACCGCGUCAUGGACCCCAACCUCGCCGGCCAGUACUCCGGCCGCGCCGCGCAGAAGGCCGCGGCGGUGGCGCACCAGUGCGUCAGCCUCAACCCCAAGUCCCGCCCGCACAUGUCCGCCGUCGUCGAGGCGCUCGAGCCGCUCCUCGCGCUCGACGACUGCCUCGUCGGGCCCUUCGUCUACGUCGCGCCGCCGGAGGAUAGUAAUAACAACGACGGCGACGGGGCUGCGGGCAAGAGGGGCACCCGCGGGAGAGGCCGGAGGAAGUCCAGCGAUGGCGCGGCGGCCGUCGUGCGGCCGGAGUAGCUAGAUUGCUGGUCAUCCAUGAUACUAGAUGGUAUGGGCUUGCAUUGCUUGCUCGCCCUGUCUCUGUAUUGUUGCUGCCUGUAGCAGCUGGCUGAGCUACUGAUCAAGCCAGCGUUUGUGUAAUCGAAGCAGGCUGCGUUUGGCAUGUGUACAAGAGGUUUUGAAGCGUGUACUGUACAUAGGAGCAUCUCACACUUACAUGAGCAUGCAGAUGUUUACGUUC